AUGCGCGGCGCCUACUUUCAUGACCACAUCCCGCGUCUAGUGCACAGCAUCAUGCAGCUGGUCGAACGGCGCGGCUUGAUGUACGAGGGCAUCUACCGCGUCAGUGGAUCCCUGCCUCGUGUGGACAAGCUCAAGGCAGCAGCUCUUAUGCAGGGACCCCAUGUUUUGGAAGAUGCCGAGAUUCCCGAGCUGACUUCACUCCUCAAACUGGUGCUGAAGAGCAUGAAUCCACCGCUGCUAACAUUUGCGGCUCAUGCCGCCUUUUGUCGUGCGAUUCGCUUACCUGAAGGGGAAACCCGCAAUGAAGCGCUAUCCGCUGCGCUGCGUGUGCUGCCCACCAAGAAUUACCGCUUGCUCGACUCUCUGAUGCGUCAUUUACGCCGCGUGGUAGCCGAGUGCAGCAGCAACCGCAUGAAUCAGGAGAAUAUUGCGUUGGUAUUUGGACCCACCAUUGCGCGCUCCCCG
Molecule: messenger RNA, 465 nt
Organism: Monosiga brevicollis MX1
Lineage: Eukaryota; Choanoflagellata; Craspedida; Salpingoecidae
Exons: 1
Biological process (GO): regulation of GTPase activity; signal transduction
Cellular component (GO): cytoplasm
Source: RefSeq, a predicted model, not a curated record